AUGCAGUCGGUCCUUCGCCGUGGAGUCUCUUUCUUCAGCUCUAAAUCACCUACCCCUUCGGAAGCGAAUGGCGAUGAGGAAGCUUCUGACAACUUCAGAAAAGCCCCUUCCUCUGAUGGUCUAUUUCCCAAGGUUGACCCUGCAAUUGAUGGCGAAGAAUGUCUCCAUGACUGUGCAUCCUGUACGAUCCGCUAUCCAGCAAAAUUCGAUGUGGAGACGAAGGAUGACAUAUAUGGAAAUGUGGAUGGAUGGGCGACACAUUUGAUUGUCGCAACCGGGCAGACGAAUUGGGUCAGGGAUGUUGCGGAUGAGAAGGGAAGCUUAAUGGAGGCUAUUGAAAGAGGCGGGCUUCAAGCGUCGAAUGGGAAACUUAAAUUGUCUGCAUCCAAUAUGCCCGUUCCAGAUGAAUACCAUGGUUAUGCAGUCGGGGAGCAGCCGACGACUGUAUUGCUCCUACCCAGUUUCACAAUCAUCGAGCAUGUCACGCCUCAGCUGGUCCCGGAUCUGAUUCGGUACUUCGUCGACCCAUCCCAGACGACUACAACCCCACUGGGAUCCCAGAUAGUGUCUAGUAAGACCAGUGGUGCAGAGACAGAAGGGGAGAAACAACUAGACAUCACCAGCUUAACACCUCUCCGCUCGCGUCCGUGCCCGCACGCGGCCAUCAUUCUUCUCUGUUCACACCGCACUCGCGAUGCCCGCUGCGGACAAUCCGCCCCUUUACUCCGCAGGGAGUUCGAGCGUCAUCUCCGCCUACUAGGCCUCCAGCGUGAUCUGGAAGAUAACCGACCCGGUGGCGUGGGAAUCUACUUCAUCAACCACGUCGGGGGCCACAAGUACGCGGCGAACGUGAUCGUGUACCGGCGGAGAAACUUUGAAUGGUAUAAAGACGGUGCAGGAGAAAAGGAGGCAGAGGAGAAGGACGAAGGUGCGGCACAGGGCAUCUGGCUUGCCAGGGUGAGGCCGGAGGACUGUGAGAAUAUCGUCAAGUUUACCAUUUUGAAGGGGAAGGUUGUUAAUCCGGGGACUCAGCUGCGGGGAGGGUUUGACAGGGAACGGAAGUUGAUCAGUUGGUAG
Monascus purpureus is the source of this 1077-nucleotide messenger RNA. NCBI's taxonomy places the organism in Eukaryota, Fungi, Ascomycota, Eurotiomycetes, Eurotiales, Aspergillaceae. The record is from the annotation of a GenBank genome assembly.